GACGUCUCGACUGGAAGCCAUACGGCGAUAACGAGACCUUCGUUAUAAUCCUGCCCGACGGUCCAGUUCGCGUCGGUGACACCGCCUAUCUCUUUUCCCAAUGGACCAAAGACGCUCAGGGCACCAAGAAGGCCAACUUCUUUCAGAAAUCUGCCAUCGAGAAGGUCUCCAAGACUCCCAGCGGUGAUGACACCGUCAUUGCCAAGGCUUCCUACUACAGCUGGGAGGUCACCUCUCGCGACAUCUAAGGCAAACUCGACGUUGUCAUGUCGAACCCCGCUGGCGACAAGAGCAAAAUGUCGUUCAAACGUAUCUGGCAGUCCAAGGGCGAGCAGGCCACUGGAGCUGCAAGGAUCUGGACUGGUAAGAUUUCUUGGUCCAAGUAUGCGAGCGAUGAGAUGAGUAUUUUCAUCGUCCCCGAGGGAUUCGGUGAUGGAAAGCCUGUUCUUUCGCUUUGGCAGUGGACUCAUGAUGACAGUGGCACUGAAAAGUCCCCAUCCUUCCGCGCUGAGCCUCAGAAGAUGCUGCCUGAUGUUGGAAAAGGUGUCAAGUUCUCUUAUCGCUCGUACUACGAUAUUGUGUGUACUUGGGAUGAGAAGACGGAGAAGCUUGCUGUCCACAUGAAGGGACCUGAAGCCAACCAGGAUCUUGGAGAGUAUAACCUCUCCGCGCUGAUUGAUCGCCACUCCCAUGACUGGAACCCCCCGGAGUUCUCUCCUCCCGAGAAGACCGAGGUCGAAAUCCGUCUUCCCCAGCCUCAGCCAUCUCUCCCUCGCAUCCUUGGACCCCUUCCUUUCCCCAAGACCCUCAUUGAGACUCUGAGACAUACCAUCGCCUUUGCCGAUCAGGCCGGCUACCUUGCCAAGUAUGCUGAGGAUCGAUUCAAAGCACUGGACGCCGAUUUCCAUGCUCAGGGCGAGCAGCUCAACGCCACCAACACCGAGAACAGCGAGUUCAGGAAGGAGAUCAAGAAGCUCAUCGAUGAUCUCACCGUCGAAAAGGCCAAGACCGCUGAUUUGACCAAGAGGCUCGCCGACGCUCAAGCCGCUCAUGCAGCUGAUCUCAAGGAGAGGGAUGAAGACCUCGCGAACAGCAAGAAGCAUGAUGACGAGGACCAUAAGACCAUUGAGCGACUAGUCUCUCAGCUCGACUAUGAACGAGCUUCCAAGGCUGAGGUGCAGAAGAAGCUUGACAAGACGACUACUGAUCUCAUAGCUGCCGAAGCUCGUCUCAAGGCUGAGGCCGCUAAGAUCAUUGAGCUCACCGCUCGCAUCGCCACCCUUGAAGCACAACUCGAAAUCGAGAAGAGAGAGGGUGAUAGACUCCGAGGUGAGAACAAGCAGAAGGACGAGACAAUCAAGCAACUGGAGAAGGCCAAGAACGAUCUCCAGUGCCAGCUCGAACAGGCCCAAGAAGAUAUCAAGGAUCUCGAUGCGCUUGCUAAGGCCAGGAGCAAGACAAUUCGCGAGCAGACCGAUGAAAUGACCAAGCUCAACAACACCAUCACGGAGAAGACACGUGCCUUUGACAAUCUGGAGACGGAAUUGAAGGACAAGGCAAAGGAGUUGAGGACUCACAUGCAUGAGGGCCAUAUUACUCCUGAAUCUAAGCUCCGUUUCAAGUGUAACAUUCGAAGUGAGAGCUCCAGCAGCAACAAGAAUGCCUUCUUGGACCUCAACGGCGCAGGUGGCCAGAACCCCCCUGUGCAUGCCAUUUCCGAUGGAUCGUAUAGGUGGAACUCCAACCAGAUCUGGGAGAUCUUCUCAGUCCCUGGGUCCAACACCCGCGUCGUCAUCAAGAACGCCGGCAACAGCUUUGUUCUCUUCUCUGUCGGACACGGAAAAACUGUUCAAUGCGAGAGAAACCACGAUGUCUCGGACCUUGCAGCCCAAUGGGAUCUCCAAGGCGCAACAGUUGACAACAUCAACGACAACACUCAAGUCCGAUUCCGCAACGCCAAAGAUAACACGUACCUUGACCUGUCAGGUGGCAGUACUGCUAAUGGCACGGCCUUUUUGACCUGGAACGACGGCCACGGUGGUGCGAACCAGGCUUUCAAGCUUUGGAAGCAUUAG
This is a messenger RNA of Fusarium redolens, 2075 nucleotides long. RefSeq lists its product as uncharacterized. The transcript has 6 exons. The record is from RefSeq and is a predicted model, not a curated record. Bases 267 to 2075 code for a protein of 602 amino acids. Lineage: Eukaryota; Fungi; Ascomycota; Sordariomycetes; Hypocreales; Nectriaceae.